UGUUUGACCAGGCCUGACAUUUAUAAGAGGGUGUGAGGCUGCAGAAGCCCCAUUCUGACUGAAAACAGCUGAACACCAAACUUCAACAUGGUGAGGCUUGAAAUGUCACUGGGACAAAAGAGUAGUUAAAUUCAUUCUCUAAAAAUCUUGACGAAACAAUGGAGGACGCAGAGGACAACAUAGCUGUUAUUGGAAUGGGAUGUAAUUUUCCUGGAGGUGAGGGGUUGGAUAAAUUCUGGAAAGUUCUUCAAGAGGGAAAGAAUUGUGUGGCAGAUAUUCCUGCUGAGAGGUUUGACACCAACUUUUGGUACAACGUGGAUGUCAACCAGACUGGAAAGACACAAACAACCAAAGCAGCUCUUAUAGAAGGGUUUAAUGACUUCGAUCACAUGUUUUUUGGGAUUGCUGAAGUGGAGGCCGACUCCAUGGACCCGCAGCAGAAACUCCUCCUGCAGUGCACUUACAGAGCAUUAGAAGAUGCAGGGAUAGCUAUGGAAAGCAUCAGUGGAAGCAGAACUGGUGUUUACAUAGGUCUUAUGAACAGGGAUUACGAGAUGAUCCGAAACAACAAUUCAGACUCUAUAACCCACUUUAAUGGCACCGGGACAGCUAUGAGUAUGGCAGCCAAUAAGAUUUCCUUCAUCUUCAAUCUCACUGGACCUUCGUUUGUUCUCGACAGCGCCUGUUCUUCUUCUUUGGUGGCGCUGCAUGUAGCCUGCCAGGCUAUAAAGCAAGGGGACUGUGAGAUGGCACUGUGUGGCGGAGUUAACUGUAUUAUGGAGCCAAGAGUGUUUGUUGCUCUCAGCAAAGCUAAAAUGAUCUCACCUGAAGGAACCAGCAAACCUUUCUCCAUCAGUGCUGAUGGUUAUGGCAGAGGGGAAGGCUGUGGUGUUAUACUCCUGAAACCUCUCAGAAAGGCUAUAAAGGACUUCAACAAAAUAUGGGGGAUCGUCUGCAAAACUGCAGUAAACCAGGAUGGGCACUCAACUACUCCAAUCACAAAACCCUCCAUGACGCAACAAGAAGAGCUGCUACGAAGAAUCUAUUCAGACUCUGACAUCGCAAAUGUCCAGUACAUUGAAGCACAUGGAACUGGAACCCCAGCCGGAGACCCAAUAGAGGCAGGAAGCAUCUCCAACGUCAUCGCUAAAGCCAAACCUCCUGGUUCAAAGACACUGCUGACAGGGUCUGUAAAGGGUAACAUUGGACACACAGAAUCAGCGGCUGGAGUGGCCGGACUCAUUAAGGUACUCCUAAUGAUGAAACACAAAACCAUUGUUACGUCUGUUUUCUACUCUAACUGUAACUCGAGUGUAGACGUGAACGCUCUGAAUCUACAUAUCCCAAGUAAAACUGAAAGAUGGGAGGCGACUGGAUCAAUGGGGAGGGUGGCAGGGGUCAACAGCUUUGGGUUUGGGGGCACAAAUGCACAUGUUAUUUUAAGAGAGCACAGUCAUGAAGUAGCUCCCACAAAAGCCUGGCCAAAACUCUUUGUAUUGUCUGCAUCUUCUGAGAAAUCAUUGGUCCUGACCAUCUCAGACACCCACCAAAGACUUUGCAACAAUCCAUCAAGUGAUUUACAGAGAAUUUCAUACACCUCAGCAUGUAGGAGGAGUCACAGCAAAAACAAAUUUAGAAAAGCUUUUAUAACAAACACCCUACCAGAUUUAAAACAACAGCUCAAAUCUGAACUUAAGACAAAGUUUGAGUCCGUAAAGCCUGAUGUCCAGUUGGUGUUUGUAUUUUGUGGAAAUGGUGUUUCGUAUUGGGGGAUGUGCAGGCAGCUCAUGAGAGAGGUUCCUGCUUUCAGAGAGAAGGUCAGGGAAGUUGAAAACGCCUUCCAGACUCACCAAACCAUCAACAUCAGUCGAUUGCUUGCUGGUGAAUGUGACAACACCAAUCUCAGCCAGCCAAAUGUGGUUCAGCCUCUUCUUUUUUCGAUUCAAGUUGGCAUUGCCACUCUCUUGAUGCACUGGGGUGUCAAACCCAAUGUCAUGCUUGGUCACUCUGUUGGGGAGGUUGCUGCAGCUCACUGCUCGGGGCUUCUGUCUCUUGAGGAUGCUGUCAAAGUUUUGUACCACCGCAGUACCCUUCAGAGCAAAGUCACAGGAGGCAAAAUGCUUGUGGUUAGCAAUGUAGCUGUAACAAAUGUUUUAGAAGUUCUUUCAGCUUUCUCUGGGAAAAUCAGUGUAGCUGCUUACAACAGCCCCCAGUCUUGUACUUUAUCAGGAGAUGCUGAGGCUGUUGACACCCUACAUGAGAGACUGAUGCUCAUGUUUGCAGAUAAGAAUCUCUUUCUUCAUGUCUUGGAUGUUUCAGCUGCUUACCAUAGCCACAUGAUGGAUCCAGUUCUAGAAGACAUUGAGAGCAGCAUUGGGCUUUUGGGCAAUAACUACAUGGAGUGUGAGCUUUUUUCAACAGUAACUGGAAAAAGAUGUUCAGAUGGUGAUUUUACAUCUGGUACAUACUGGGCAAAAAACAUCCAACACCCUGUUUUAUUUGAUCAGGCUCUUCAUGCUGCCACCAAAGACCAAAAGUCUAAAGGAAAUAUGGUCUUUGUGGAGAUUGGACCUCGAAGGGCACUUCAGAGGUACAUAUGUGAGACCCUUGGAGAUGACACAAAGGUUUUUUCUUCUGUUCAACCAGAGAAAGAUUGUGACUCAAUCUCCUCGACUUUGGCCAGUCUGUUUGUACUUGGCAUUAAUGUAAAGUGGAAUGAAGUCUACAAGGGUUGUGAGACACUGCCAACAACUUUGCCAGUCUAUCAGUUUGUAAACACAAAGAAAAACGUGAAUUUUGAAGCUUUAAGAAGAGGCCAUGAAUCCUCCGCUGUUUCUCAUCAUAGGGUCAUGUCUCAAAUAAAAGAGGACAAGAAAAAAGUAAUAUAUGACCUCUCAUUCAAGACUGCACCAUAUCUUUGGGAGCAUAAAAAUAACAAUGUCCCUAUUGUGCCAGGAGCACUUUAUGUUGAGUUAGCUUAUUCCACAGUGAUGGCAAACCUAAAACCAAAGAAACCCGUAUCUCAACUCAGGCUCAGUGUAACAUUUGAGAGUGUGCUUACUCUAAAUCUAAACUCCCAACAGAUGAAAGUGAGUUUAGAACAAUCAGAGAGGGAAGCCUCAUUUCAGAUACAGUCCUCUGUUGCAACACAUGCCUUAGGCACAUUCAGGUACACAGAUCAACAACCAUUGUUGGAAGAAGCAGUCAUCGGUGUUGAUGUGAUUUACCGAAGAUGCAAACUAGUUAUGAGGAGAGAGGAGGUUUAUUCACUUUUGUCUCAAUUAGGAUUUGAGUAUGGCCCUCUUUUCAAACAACUAGACAAAGUUUGUUUGGGGAAUGAAUUCAACGAAGCUAUCACAACUUUCCAAGUCCCCGCUGAACUUCAGAAAAAUCUCCAUGAGUAUGCAGUUCACCCUGUGAUUCUGGAUUAUUUCAUGCAAAUGACCUCUGUGAUAGCAAUGAGACAACAAGCCGCCACACAGGGGUUUCCCUCGCAAAUUGCAAGCAUGGCCAUAUCUGGACCCCUGCAGAAUGACAUGAUCAUGUACUUGAGAGCAACUGAGGAGAGAAAAGACUUCCUUGAUGUAUGCGGUUGCUUUUCCACCACAGACGGGAAGGUGUUGGUGGAACUUAAAGGGGUUAGGAUUUCUUUUUUGAACCCAAGUUCAAAUGCUCCUCAGUCAUUGUUCUUUCAGAAUGAAACAGUUGGAUUAGCAACUGAAAUAGACGUGCAAGACGGCAAAAUAAAAGCAAUAAUCUUUGAAGAUCAACUUGGCAUUGCUAAAGGUCUAAGGCCAUAUUUAUGUCCAGAGUCAAUCUUUGUCAAAGGCAGAAAGAAGCUGACAUCAGGUGAAAUCCGAAACUUAGUGUUUGACUCAUUAAACAGCAAUGAGGGUGUAAAAGACAUUAUUUACAUGUGGGGGGUGGAAGACCUCAGUCACUUGUCUCCCGAGAGAAUCCUGGAAUGCUUUGUGAUUUGCUGUGAGAUGUUUCGCCAGAUUGUUUUAGCUGUCAAAGAGAGCAAAUGUUCCUGUGCUAUCAGGGUCAUAACUUACAGGUCAACAGAAACCACCGUGGACCAUGUGAGUUCUGCUUUUGUGCUUUGCGGUAUGCUCAGGGCCUGCUCUGCAGAGAUGGCAGGUCUUCAUUUUCAGCUGGUUGAUCUUGCUUCUGUAACCGUUGAAGACAUCAGGACACUGGCUCGUGUAAUUAAAAUCUCCAAACAGCAAGAAGUCAGAGUCAAUAAAGGACAGGUGUCAUCGAUAAGAAUAGCACAAACUACAGUGAAAGACAGGGAUUUAGUUGAAGGAGAAACACACUCAGUGGAUCCGAGAGAUUUUGUCCUUCAAACUACUGAUCCAUUCCAAAUGGCUAAUCUGUCUGCCAUCCCUGCUAACAUGGACGUAAGUCUUGUCCAAGAACAAUCUGUUGAAAUUCAGCUCACCAAUAUGUGCAUUCAUUCCUCUGAUUUCUUCCCUGUCAGCACUUCCCAUUUGAACUUUGGCGAGACAUUGUACUGGAACAGACAUGUGACUCAGAACCACAAGGUUCUGGCUUUAGAUUUUAGUGGCAUUGUCACAUUUGUUGGUAAACAUGUUCAAAAUCUGAAAGUAGGAGACCAUAUUGCAUCAUGUUAUCCUGCUAUUGCUGCUACAAAGAUUGUUAUUCCUGAAGCAGUGUGUUACGGCACGAAGACACUUCCAUUUCUCAAAGAAACUCCAUGUGUGUCAUAUUUCAUACUGGCAUGGGAGGUUUUACAGAAACUGCUGUCCGAAGUGAAAAAAAUGGACAAAAAGUUGGCAAUCAUCUCUUCAAACUCAGCCUCUACUCUCAUGAAAGUUCUUGCUCUCACAGCAAGCAGGUCAGGCUGGAACGUUUCCUCUCGAGCACAAUACACCGGCGAACUGUCCCAUUUUGAUGCCUUUGUUUUUCUGCCACCUUUUGAUCACUCUUUUGAGGGAAUGUGUAACAACGGAGGCCUGGGAAAACACAUUAUUUUUGUGUGGAGCAGUCACAUGUCACCUUUAACUCCCACAAGUGGGUUUGCACCAUUGAAUGACGACGUUCACGUGCAUAAUCUUGACGUGGCUUGUGUUCUCCAGAGAGCCAAUCUACAAGCACAAAACAGAAAUAUCUCCAACUGGCUUGUGUCGUUAGGCUUUGAAGCAGCCUCUUUGCCUCUUAGAGGGGAGUUGAAUCAGACAAAAUUGUCUGAGUCCUAUUUCAUGACAACAACAGUGCAGCAAGUUGUCUUUAAUCGUGAAGGAUGUGAUUUACCAACAUCUGACAACCAUUUGCUCACAAACCCCAGACAACUAUUCAAACAAUACUGUGUUUAUGUUGUGACUGGCGGCUUAUCUGGUUUGGGGUUUGAGACAGUCAGGUUUAUCGCCCAAAAUGGCGGUGGCUGUAUUACAAUAUUGUCGAGAAGGGCUCCAUCUGAUGACAUACAAUUUGAAAUAGAUCUCCUCCAGAAAAGAUUUGGGGUGAAAAUUCUAAAUGUCCAGUGUGACGUUUCUGCAUCAUUGCAGGUGGUGAAGGCCAUCUCCAAAAUUGAACAAAAAUUUCCAUCUUGUCCAAUCAAAGGGGUGUUUCACAGUGCUGCUGUGCUGCACGAUGCAUUGAUUGAAUCGCUUGACGAGUCCCUCUUCAGGAAGGUCUUAAAACCCAAAGUCAGUGGUGCUCUCAACCUGCACUUUGCAACGCUUCACAACAAACUUGAUUUCUUUGUUUGCUACUCUUCCAUCUCAUCCUUCAUUGGCAACGCCUCACAGUGCAACUACUCUGCAGCCAAUUCUUUUCUAGACACGUUUUGUCAUUACCGGAGGAACCUCGGCCUUGCCGGACAAUCCAUCAAUUGGGGUCCUUUGAAUCUCGGUCUGUUGCUGAAUAAAAAUCACUUUCAAAAGUUUCUGGAAACCAAAGGUUUGAUGACAAUGGGUGUGUGUGAAGUUCACGAGACUCUUAAGCAGUGUCUUUUAAUGAACAGACCGCAACAAGUAAUAUGCAAAUUCAACUUCAAAAACCUUAAUCUGCAUGUUCUGUCACAAAACAGUUCUCUCAGGGAGCGCCUGUCAACUUUGGUGGAAUCGAUGCUUAAAGAUGAAACACAUGAAGAACCUAAAGUUCAUCUUUCUUCUUCCACACAAGAGACCCUGAAGAUGAUUGUUGGUGAAAUACUGAGUGUCAGUGCAGCUGAACUGGAUGACAAUAUCUCUCUGAGUGCACUAGGGAUCGACUCAAUGUUAGCCAUGACUCUGCAGAACAAGAUUUACCAAGAGACUGGAGUAAACGUACCUUUGGUUGUAUUACUAGACCAUGGCAGCACACUUGGCACUUUAGUCAGUGUUGUGAACAGUGGGUAGGUUUAAACAAUAACCUAUUGUUGAAAGAGCUAAGUAUGUAGACUGAUGGUAAAUAUAAAGAUAAUUUGUAGCAGAGAACUUCUUCUAAUAGAAAACUAUAACUUUUAAAAGUUAAGCUACUAAUUGCUGCUGGUGAACUUGCAGCAACUUUCUGAUAAUUAUGGAUUUGCUGCUAGAAAAAAAAAUUGUAAAUAGGGUUUUGUGGGAAGUUUAUUAAGAAAGAUAUACCAUGCUAAAUUCUGACAUUUUUGUGUCAUAAAUACAUUUUUUAUGCACAGCCAGUAUUUUUGUGUAAAAAUUUCAUCAUCUUUAGGAUUUCUUUUUAAUUAUAAACAUUAUUUGACCAAACAAAUCUCAGCAUUAUUGUCCUGAAUCUUACGUAUUUUACGUUAAGCUUUUUUUUUUCUUUUUUUUUUUUUGUCUGUCAAAUGGUUUUAUGUAGCAUCUUUUUUGUUAGCAACAUGUAAGGAUGACUCAGCACAAAAACAAAUGCUUGUAAUGUCUGUAUGGAUGUUAGAUAAAUCAAUGUUUUAGAUCAACUAAAAUUUUUUUGCUUUUAUGAAUAUUUGAAGUCAUAAGAAUAUGUAUUUGUGCUUACGUUGUGCCUUUAUAAUAUAAAGGUUGUGGAAUGAAAAUACUGGAACAACUGUCAAUUUGAUGUUGUACAAGUUAAAACCUAAAGGACUGAAUAUUUGUAAAUAAACUAAAUUUAUUGUGAUGAAAUAAAGCAAAACCAGGACAAAA
Molecule: messenger RNA, 7109 nt
Organism: Austrofundulus limnaeus
Lineage: Eukaryota; Metazoa; Chordata; Actinopteri; Cyprinodontiformes; Rivulidae
Gene: pks1
Product: polyketide synthase 1
Exons: 6
Coding region: 159-6365 (2068 amino acids)
Biological process (GO): fatty acid biosynthetic process
Molecular function (GO): 3-oxoacyl-[acyl-carrier-protein] synthase activity
Source: RefSeq, a predicted model, not a curated record